This is a messenger RNA of Bursaphelenchus okinawaensis, 4831 nucleotides long. The record is from the annotation of a GenBank genome assembly. NCBI's taxonomy places the organism in Eukaryota, Metazoa, Nematoda, Chromadorea, Rhabditida, Aphelenchoididae.
AUGGGUUAUGUCGAGGCUGUUAUGAAUAUGAAAAAAAUCAACGGUAGGAAAUUUCCGGUAAGUUAUUUUAAGUGGAAUGAAAGUUUUUGCGGUUGUUUUGGAAAAUUAGGUUUGUAAAGAAAGUUCUUGCCGUUUUAUAAGUUGUAAAGAAAGUUCUUGCCAUUUUACGUUUUGUAAAGAAAGUUCUUGCCAUUUUAUGUCUUGUAAAGAAAGUUCUUGCCGUUUUAUAAGUUGUAAAGAAAGUUCUUGCCAUUUUACGUUUUGUAAAGAAAGUUCUUGCCAUUUUAUGUCUUGUAAAGAAAGUUCUUGCUAAAACGGCUAAAACUGAGCACAUUUUGCUUUAUGCAACCUGCGGGUGACAAGUUAUACGUUAAACCAUAUUAUUGCAGUUUUCAGUAUUUUUUUGUCAUUUCAACGCUUGGAAAGAAAGUUUUUGCGUUUUAUAAUUUUUAAUUUCGAAUUCCUAACUUAAAAAGAUAUUUUUAUAUUAUUCUCAAUUCAAAAAUAGUUUCAAAUUUUUUUAAAACUAUUUAUUAUGUUUCAAAUCAAGACUAUAAAUAUAAAUACAUAAAGCUAUUAGAAUGCCAAACUAUAAAUAAAUUUAGGAUUAAAAUGAUAAAUUUAGCAUCCACCCAGACGCUAAAACCGGGUGGUUUGUGCUUUUUUGGUUCUAAGUCAGAUUAUCUGUGGAAAGUUUUGUAAUUCUUUCGAAUUACGGGAUUAAAUUUGAUUUAAACAUUUAAGGUCUUAAAUGCACUUUUAUUAAUUUUUUUAUUACAAGCCGCCUACCCAAAAAAAUUACAAUCUUUUAACCCCCUCCGUUUACCCAAAAAUUUUUUUAAUAAAGGUUAUACUUGGAUUGGCUUGGGUCAGCUCAGGCUGAAGCAAAUUUGAAGGCCAGGACAAGUCGGGAAAUUGGCCCAGGCUUAAACCUUUUACAAGCUCUACCUACUCUAUCACAAAACUUUUUUUGAAAAAGUUCCAAUUGGUUUAAUUUGGGUUCCCCCCUCCCAUCCAUUUACUUUUGGAAAACCUGCUUUGCUCCCUCCCUGUUGGGUCCAAAAAAAACAUUUUUUUAAUUUUAAAACCGCCAAAAAGAUUUUUCAUUUUUUGCCCAUGCCACUUCCGAUCAUCUACCUUUAUUUCGUUCUUUACACUCCAAGCAUCAAAUUCAAACCUCGGCCGGGUUUUGGCUAAUUUAAAUUUUACAUUUUAUAUCGAAAUUCGGCGGAAAUUUCACGUUUCGCUUGAACACGGAAAAUGUGUCAAAACUGACAAUAGCACGCAGAUUUUUAAUGCUGAACGACGUCAACGAGCAUAAUCAGAAUGGCAUUAUGCAUUCUAAUACUGUAGCUGUUGCUUUUUGUACUUUUAAACGGGAUUUUUGAAACUUUUGGCAAAAAAAAUUUUUUUUGGGAGCAGGGGUAGAAAAUAAGGAACAGGGGGGGGGGGGGGGGUUAACAAAAAUUUUGAGUGUUGUGAAAUUUAGAACAUGCUUUUUCUAAUAUUAAAAUUUUUCCAGAGAGACGCCUUCCCAGAGCCCACAUUCGACAAAAAUGCGCCGAUUUGUAUAGCUGGCCGUGAACCGUGCGGGUUUUACUCAUUCGGCCACAACUUUGGAACGACGCCUUUCAAGUGGGUCAAGUCUUGGUAAGUUGAUAUUAAAUAGAAUUUUAGACGAACGGUUUAAAAAUUAUCUAAUAAAACGCUUACUAAUUAAGAAAUUAUUUAAAAAAUGUCCUUUUUUGCGAAAAAAUCAACAAAAAGAUUGGUAUUUUAGAAAGCUAAGACUAGGGUUAAGGUUCAGACAUAGACACUGUCUCAAACUUAGGCUCAGGAUUUGGCUCAAGCUCAAACUCAAGCUCAGACUCAUGCUCAGGCUCAAACUCAGGCUAAGGUUCAGGCUCAGGCUCAGGCUCAGGCUCAGGCUCAGGCUUAGGCUCAGGUUUGGGCUUAGGCUCAGGCUCAAGCUCAAGCUCAAGCUCAGACUCAAAAGCAGGCUACUGCUAAAACUCAGGUUUAGGUACAGAUAUCACCAAAGAAAAAGACCAAUGAAAUUUGCCCGCUCUAAAAAGUUCAUUCAUAUUUGGGCAACUUAUGAGUUAAAUAGUUUUAGCUUACCGAGUUGCAUUUUUUAUUUAAACAUUUUUUUGAUUUGAAUUGUUGCGCUCUCAUUUAUCAGAAAAGGCGAACGUUCAGAAUACGGUGAAUUGUGUGAACGAAUUAAUCAUGAAUUUGGUCACGGCAAAAAGAUAAAUUGACAAAUUGGUUAUCAAUCGCCGCAUGAUAAGCUAUUUUUGGCAAUACAGUAGGUUUUUCAUUUAGAGAUGGUUAAAAAAUAGCAUUUUGUGAUGAAAAUUGAAAUUUUUAAAUUGAAAAUUUAAAAAAAUUUGAUUUUUAAAUCUUUGUUAUAUUAUACUAGGCUAAAAUGGUAAAAUAUGAUAUUUAAAACAGUUUUUGAGAUUAUUUAUUCAAAUACCAUCAUGUAGUCAAGACUACAAUUAAAAAAAAGUUCUUUUUAAUGAUCACUAAACAGGGCUGAUAAGAAACAUUUAAUAGAGUUGCAAACCUUGCACUGUGCAAAUAAAGCCUUUUUUAAAAGUAGCCUGCUAGUUAAAUUGGAUUCAAAGAAAGCGAUGUUGGUUCUUUGACCAAUAAAAUUACAUUAAUCAUCUCUUAUCGUAGCCGAUUCCGAGUUGUCAUUGAAUUCACGUUUUUUGGGGUAUAUUGUAGUAUGUAUUUAGUAGGCGGGGGGGGAGGUAUUUGUAGGGGACUGGGCUAAGAAUAGAGUUGAAGAAAGAAAUAGUGUAAAGACAAGCUAGAAAUGAGGCUAGGGCUCGAGUAAGCAUAUACAGACGGCAAAGCUUGGUAUCAGGGCAAGGUCUGGGGCUGCAGCUAAGGCACAGGACUAGGGCCUGGGCUAGAGCUUUGGGAAUAGGGCUCGGGGUUCUGGGCGAGAGCUCUGGGCUAAGGUUCAUGCUCAUGCUCUACUCAUGCUCAUGCUCAUGCUCAUGCUCAUGCUCAUGCUCAUUCUCAUGCUCAUGCUCAUGCUCAUGCUCAUGCUCAUGCUCAUGUUCAUGCUCAUUCUUGCUCAUGCUCAUGUUCGUGCUUAUGCUCAUGCUCAUGCUCAUGCGUAUGCUCAAGCUCAAGCUUGUGCAGCGCCAAAGUUUAAAAGAAGCAAAAACCCAACUUCCCAAAGAUAAUGUAAUCCCUUUUAUCACAAUUUUUUAUCAUUUAUCAAUGGAAAUUGCCCAAAAAUGGAUGUUUAACAUAAGUAAUUAAUAUCAAACAAUCAGCUGCUGCCUUUCUCUGACUUAUCACUUCCGUACCGCGCCCAGGAGCACGUGACGGAAGUACGAAGUUCAUCAUUGUCAAUAUUAUGAUAUUGAUAUCAAUGAGAAAUGUAGUAAUUUUGAUGCAAAUAAACCUUGGUUUAUCUUUACUUUGUACUAUAUUACAGUAAGCACUUUAGGUUGCAAGAAAUUUUCUUAUCAUUUAUUGAUUUUGAAGUUAGGUUGAGUAGGGUCAUAAGGGUUUAUAUUGUAAUAGGGUAGAAUAGAGAAGAGUAGAGUAGGGUCGGGUAAGGUAGGGUAGAUUAGAGUAAGACAGAGCCUUUCAAUAGAACCUAAGUCUCAAUAAAUCCAAGAAAAUCGAGAUUACAGUAGAUGAACUUCCAAAAAUUGACCUCAUACUAGCCUACAGACCUUAAUGACCAAAAAGAUCAAGGAGAGUCCAAAAUAGAGCGAAGAGACUGAUCUCGCUAAACUAUAAUAUAGUGUGUUUUAACCCCAGGGCAAAUACCACAAACCUUAUCGCUUGAUAAGCUGCGGUUUGACUUUGAGCAACCCAAAAAGACCACACGUGAAUUGAAAGUGACUGAUUAAGCUUUGAAAAGUUUGAAAACUCAUCAGAAAUUAAGAUUUUAAAAAUAUUAUAAAUUAAAAGUUUUGAUGACAAAUUAAACUUUAAAACAAAUUUUAAAAAGUGCAUCGAAAGUUCCAAACGUACCACUGUAGCCCCAACAAUACUAAUACCGUAUUAAAAGUAUCUAAAAGUGCUUCUGUAGCCUCAAUGACAAUACUACACAAAAGCAGCGCUGUAUUCUUAAAGUUACAAUUUUAGUACUAUAAUUAUCAGUGUAGCUCAAAUACUUUUAUAGCUCUAAAAGUACCUCUUGGAGCCCCAAGAAAACUAAAAUUGCCCUAGAACUCCCACUGUAGCCUUUAUAGUGCUUUUAAAGCCCCAAAAGUACCGCUGUAGCUCUAAGAAUACUUUAGUGCUAUGAGAACCCUUUAGCACUGAAAGUAUUUUAUAGUUUAGAAGAACUUUGGUAGCUAACUAUACUACUAAUACUCUAACGUACCACUGUAACUUUGAGUAUAUCUUCUUAUUUCUAAAAGUGCUACUGUCGCCCCAAAAAUCAUACUAUUCUUCUAAAACCACUAUAAGUAUUACUGUACCCCUAAAAGUACCCCAGUAACUCCAAAACUACAAUUACAAUACUAUAAGUAGUACUGUUGCUUUAAUAAUAUAAGUAAAGGAUUAACAGUCACUCUGUACAAUUAAAAGUAACAUUACGUAUCUAAUAAUGACUAAUUUCAGGUGCAAAUGCUCAGACGACCACGAAUGCGUCUUCGACCGUACCGACAUGAGAAUGCGAGUGUUUCGACAAGUUUGUGUAUCAAAGGAAUCGGCUCAAGAUAACACAGUCACCGACGACGAAGACGAAAUCAACAAUGAUUUACGAAACGAAUCGAAUCCGAAAGACAAAAAGAAGCACCGCCGUUCCGUGCACAAACAUUCACAUCACAAGCGGAGACGGAGAGAUUAA